ACAUAACGUCUCCGUUCGACUUGGUCUCCAUCCCAAAACAUUCCUCGCGUCUCUCUUUCUCUCUCUCAAUGCCUUAUUAACUCCUCCUCCUUUCUCUCUCGCGCUCCUUUUUAGCUAACAAAUACCCGGACGAGUAGUAAACCCUAGGAGCCCUAGCGCCAUGGAUCCCAACCAAGCUUCCCCGGGCCGUGACCGCCGCAUUCCGUCGCCGAUGUCCGCCGCGCAGGCGAUCCAGCCCUCCUCCCCGCGCCUAUUCUUCUCCGCCGCGGCGGCGGCGAGCCCCGGCGGCGGCGGCGGCGCCUCCCACCGCCGCAUCGCGAUCGCCGUGGAUCUGAGCGACGAGAGCGCCUACGCCAUUCGCUGGGCGGUCCGCAACUACCUCCGACCCGGCGACGCCGUCGUCCUCCUCCAUGUCCGCCCCACCUCCGUCCUCUACGGCGCCGACUGGGGCGCGAUCGACCCCUCGGCGGCGGAGGACGGCGACUCCGAGGAGUCGAAGCGGAAGCUUGAGGACGAGUUCGACGCGUUCACGGCGAGCAAGGCGCAGGAGGUGGCGCAGCCGUUGGUGGAGGCGCGGAUCCCCUUCAAGAUCCACAUCGUGAAGGAUCACGACAUGAAGGAGAGGCUCUGCAUCGAGGUGGAGAGGUUGGGGAUCGGCGCCGUCAUCAUGGGAAGCAGGGGCUUCGGCGCUGCCAGGAGCAGCAGCAAGGCCGGCCUUGGGAGCGUCAGCGAUUACUGCGUGCACCAUUGCGCUUGCCCCGUCGUCGUUGUUCGCUUCCCCGACGACGGCUCCGGUGCCGGAUCGGGAGCCGAGGAUCCUAACAAACAGGAUGGCCCCGAUCGGACGGGCGGGGCAGAGGAGAAGCCGGAGCUCCAUCCACUCCCUCAGCGGCAGCAUUAAUGCUGAGCUUUGCUUUUCUCCGACGUAAGGAAAUUAGUGAAAACAAGCUCAAUCGUGGCAGUUAAAGCUGGCGCUUUGCGAUGUGAUCAACAUUGGAAAUUCUGAGCAGAAUGAGUUCUUGUGGACCUCUCCCUCAGAAUGGACGACAUACUCGUGUAUGGUGGUGUUCUAGUUUUUUCAUUCUUUCACCGUGUAGGAGUUUUGCUGUUUCAAUUUCUUUCUUGGACGCUUGUUUCGGGCGUAUUCUCUAAACUCUUUGAGUGUUGGCUUUCCGUGAUGUAACCUGUUUGAUAUAUUUGAAUGCAUUGGUUCCUACUGUUAAUUGUAGAAUCAGGAGAUGCAGCGAUAAAAGGUGGUUUAAGUAAUAUUUGGAAAUCAGGGAAGCUCCUGAAAGAUGCAUGGAACUGCUGCUUUGGAGUUUUAUUUUAUUAAUAAUGUUGGAGUUUCAACUUUCAUAAUAAAUAAUUGCAAGUUUCAGCC
Messenger RNA from Ananas comosus (pineapple), 1381 nucleotides. Its product is annotated as universal stress protein PHOS34-like. The transcript has 2 exons. Bases 161 to 901 code for a protein of 246 amino acids. Lineage: Eukaryota; Viridiplantae; Streptophyta; Magnoliopsida; Poales; Bromeliaceae. The record is from RefSeq and is a predicted model, not a curated record.